Molecule: messenger RNA, 6182 nt
Organism: Gracilinanus agilis (Agile Gracile Mouse Opossum)
Lineage: Eukaryota; Metazoa; Chordata; Mammalia; Didelphimorphia; Didelphidae
Gene: HEATR5A
Product: HEAT repeat containing 5A
Exons: 35
Coding region: 39-6182 (2047 amino acids)
Biological process (GO): intracellular protein localization; retrograde transport, endosome to Golgi; endocytosis
Cellular component (GO): Golgi apparatus; endocytic vesicle; membrane
Source: RefSeq, a predicted model, not a curated record
AAGCGUGGUUUAAAAAGAAAGAAGAUUAUUUGCAAGGAAUGGAACUGGCUCACAGCUUAUUGCUGAAUGAAGAAGCAUAUAAUCAACUUGGAGAAGUUCAGAAGGCAGAGUUUGUUUUUGAGUGGUUGAAAUUUUUAGAGAAAGUUUUACUAGCAACCAGCAGGGCUGACAUAAAGGAGAAACAGAAGAGGAUUGUUGAGCAACUCAUAUCUUUGUUAAACAGCUCUCCAGGGCCACCUACACGAAAGCUUCUUGCUCAGAACUUAGCUAUUCUUUAUAGUAUAGGAGAUACAUUCUCUGUUUAUCAAACAAUUGAUAAGUGUAACGAACUCAUUCGUAGCAAAGAUGAUUCUCCAAGUUAUCUUCCCACAAAGCUUGCUGCUGUGGUCUGCUUGGGCUCUUUGUACAAGAAAUUAGGGAGACUAUUGGGCAACACCUUUAUAGAUACUGUGGGGAAUAUACUUAAAGCUAUGAAGAGUGCAGAGUCUCAAGGUCGCUAUGAGAUUAUGCUGAGUUUGCAAAAUAUCUUGAAUGGACUUGGAGCCACUGCUGCCCCUUGUCACAGAGACAUUUAUAAAGCUGCACGAUCAUGUUUAACAGACCGGUCCAUGGCAGUUCGGUGUGCUGCUGCGAAGUGUCUCCUUGAACUUCAGAAAGAGGCUACCUUUAUGUGGAGUACAGACAUUGACAGUGUUGCAACUUUGUGUUUUAAGUCAUUUGAAGGUUCCAAUUAUGAUGUGCGAAUGGCAGUAUCAAAGCUCUUGGGUACAGUACUGGCUAGAGCUGUGAUAUCUAAACAAGGAACAGCAGCUUCCCGGCAAAACAUUCGCAGAGUCUCUCUGGAAGAAGCCAUGGAGUUACUAGGAACAGGAUUUUUGCGUGGGAGUUCAGGAUUUCUUCGAGCCAGUGGAGAUAUGUUGAAAGGAACCAGUUCAGUCAGUAGAGAUGUUCGAGUUGGUGUUACUCAGGCGUAUGUGGUAUUUGUUUCAACACUAGGAGGACGUUGGUUAGAAAGGAAUUUUGCCACCUUACUGUCUCAUGUUCUAAGCCUUGUGUCACAGUCUCACCCUAAAGCAAUCCAAACUCAGAUGGAUGCUAUCUGUUGUCGUCGCUGUGUUUCCUUUAUCCUUCGAAGUACUAUAGGAAGCCUUCUUGGGGAAAAAGCUCAAAUUGCUGCUGCCAAAGAUAUUUGUCAGGCCAUCUGGAAACUAAAGAAAGUUGUUGAUGCUGUAAUGAGUGAAGGUAAUUUGGAAACUCGACCUGGCCCUACAGAUGUUGUUGCCAGCCAGCAUGUGCUAGUGUGUGCUUUACAAGAACUUGGGAAUCUUAUAUAUGGCCUUGGCACAACAGCUGCUCCUUUAUUACAGGAUUCAAGUGCAGGGAUUCUUGACAAUGUCAUUUCAGUUAUUAUUCAUCCUAGCAUUUCAGUUCGAUUAGCAGCAGGGUGGUGUUUACACUGCAUUGCUGUAGCGUUGCCUUCCUAUCUAACUCCACUUUUGGACCGUUGCCUUGAACGACUUACUGUACUCAAAUCCUCAUCUGAAGCUGUGACUGGCUUUAGUUUUGCUGUAGCAGCCCUGCUAGGAGCUGUAAAGCAUUGCCCUCUAGGAAUUCCACAUGGAAAAGGAAAGAUAAUUGUGAUGUUAGCAGAGGACUUGUUAUGUUCUGCUGCUCAGAAUAGUCGCCUUUCACUUCAACGAACACAGGCUGGAUGGUUGUUGAUGGCUGCCUUAAUGACAUUAGGCUCUUCAUUUAUCAGUCACCAUCUUCCCCGGGUACUAAGGUUAUGGAAGUGUGUUUUUCCACUAUCUCCUAAGGAUCUAGAAACAGAAAGAAGUCGAGGAGACUCAUUUACAUGGCAGGUGACCUUGGAAGGUCGUGCAGGUGCCCUUUGCGCUAUCAAGAGCUUUGUUACCCACUGUGAUGAUCUUCUUACUGAUGAAGUCAUUCAGCGACUUCUUCCUCCGCUUCCAUGUGCUAUUGAUUUACUAACUCAACUUUCUUCAAUACAGAAAACAUACGGAAGUCCUCUGAAAACCCCAUCAAUGAUUUACAGACAAAGACUUUAUGAAUUAUUGGCAUUAUUACCUCCUGAGAUCUACACAGGAAGCCUCUGUGUUAUUCUUAAAGAAUUGGCUGCAGAUCUGACUGCUUCUGAUACCCAGAUGGCAGCAUCCACAUUCUUACUUCCAUCCCUCUGUCACCAGGACGAUCUUUUAUUACUAAGUCCUUUACUACAAGAAACUGACCACAGAUUUAUUGAAGAACAGCUCCUUCUUGGAAAUGGCAUUGCUUGUGGAAGCCUGGAGUAUGACCCAUUUUCAAUAUAUGAACAUGGUAUAGAAGGGGAUUCAGUACCUAAGCCCCUACCGCCAACGUUUUCACUUAUCAGCUCUGCAGCCAGGCUUUUUGGAAUUGUAUGUGCCCAUGUAGGAGAAACUCAAAGGCUUUCAGUAUUGGAACUACUUUUGGACAGUAUAAAACACACAAAAUCAUCUCGUCAGCAAGUAGUACAAUUACAUGUUUUGUCAGCAUUUUCUAGUUUUUUGAAGUAUGUGGCCAGCUCCAAAGGAAAUUUAGGCUCAGAAGAAAUUAGAAGGCCUGCACUAACAUUAUUGAUGGGAGCCUUGGAAAGUGCCAACCCCUUAAUGCGAUGUGCUGCUGCAGAGGGUUUGGCUAGAUUGGCCCAAGUGAUUGGUGAUGGCUCCUUCACUGCUGGAUUAGCACAGGUUAGCUUUGACAAACUGAAAUCAGCUAGGGAUGUAGUAACCAGAACAGGACAUUCUUUGGCUCUGGGAUCCCUGCAUAGAUAUUUAGGAAGAGUGGGGUCUUCUCAGCACUUGAAUGCUUGCAUUGGAAUCCUUUACACUUUGUCACAGGAUGGAACUUCUCCUGAUGUACGGACGUGGGCCCUGCAUUCUCUCUCACUGAUAAUUGAUUCUUCUGGCCCACUAUACCAUGUACAUGUGGAAUCUACCCUCUCUCUUAUACUAAUGUUGUUGUUGACUGUUCCGCCUACUCAUGCUGAAGUUCACCAAAGUCUUGGAAGAUGUUUGAAUACACUUAUCACCACAUUGGGUCCAGAGCUGCAAGGUAGCAGUACUGCAGUUUCUGCCUUACGAACAUCCUGUCUGUUGGGAUGUGCAGUGAUGCAGGAUAACCCAGAUUGCCUUGUUCAAGCUCAAGCCAUCUCUUGUCUUCAGCAGCUUCAUAUGUUUGCUCCACGUUAUGUCAACUUAUCUAGUCUUGUCAGCUGCCUCUGUGUGAAUCUCUGUAGCUCCUACUUGUUACUGAGAAGAGCAGUUCUAGCUUGUUUACGUCAGAUUGUGCAAAGGGAGGCAGCUGAAGUUUCAGAACAUGCUGUUAUUCUUGCUAAAGACAGCAGAGAAGACUUAAUUCCAGAUGCUAAUAUCCGGGAAGUGGGCCUUGAAGGGGCACUGCUGAACUUACUAGACAAAGAGUCUGAUCAGAGGCUGUGCCAAGAUAUCAGAGAGACCUUAAGCCAUAUGAUUACAUCAAUGGCAGUGGGAAAACUUUCUUUUUGGCUAAAACUUUGUAAAGAUGUCCUUGCUUCAUCAACUGAUUUUACAACUAUCACUUCUGUGGAUACAACUCAGGAGGAUGAAGUAGAUAAAGGAGAUGAUGCUUCAGUCCUAACCUGCCAAAAUGAUGAGAAAUACCAGCCUAUUGCAAAUCCACGAUGGUCUACUAGAGUUUUUGCUGCUGAGUGUGUUUGUAAAAUAAUUAACCAGUGUGAGAAUUCAGACAUUGCUCACUUUGAUAUUACUUUGGCUCAAGAAAUGAAAGAAAGGGAUUCACGAAAUGAUUUUUUGGUGUUACAUCUUGCUGACUUGAUCCGAAUGGCUUUUAUGGCUGCUACAGACCAGAGUGACCAGCUCCGUCUGUCUGGUCUUCAGACACUGUUAGUUGUUGUUCGGAAAUUUGCAGCUAUUCCAGAACCAGAGUUCCCAGGUCAUGUGAUUCUGGAACAAUAUCAAGCCAAUGUGGGAGCAGCGCUUAGGCCAGCCUUUACUUCAGAUACACCACCAAAUGUGACUGCUAAAGCAUGUCAGGUUUGCAGUGCCUGGAUAGCAAGUGGAGUUGUAAGUGAUCUUAAUGAUCUCCGAAGGGUUCAUCAAUUGCUUGUGUCAUCUUUGAUGAAAAUACAAGCUGGGAAAGAAGCCUUGAGUCAAUUAUACAAUGAAAGUGCUUCUGCUAUGGAAAUCUUAGCUGUUCUCAAAGCCUGGGCAGAGGUUUACAUAAUUGCUGUAGAGAGACAGAAAAAACAAACUGAAAAACAGAAGCAAAUCACGAAGACUGUCAGCCCAGUGGAAGAAAAUGCCAGAGAUGUGUCAUCUUCCACAGAUGGACUUCUUGGUUUAGUCCAAACAGAUCUUGGAACACUAAGCAAACUUUGGCUUGCUGCACUUCAAGAUUUUGCUCUCCUAACUUUGCCUUCAGAAUUUGCUUCCCAACUUCCUCUUGAAGGUGGAGCUUUCUACACUGCAGAGACAAGUGAAAAUGCAAAGCCACACUAUCAUAAUUCCUGGGCUCUUAUUCUUCAUGCUACAGCACUGUGGCUCACUAGCACGGGCUUCAUUGUAGCUGACCCAGAUGAAGGAACAACUAAUCUCUCAAGACCUGUAACACCAACUACAAUGUGUCAGGGUUCUUCUGGGUCAGCAGUGAAAUCCCCUGAAGAUGUUUAUACAGAUAGAUUUCACCUUAUCUUGGGCAUCAGUGUGGAAUUUCUGUGUUCCCUACGUUCAGAUGCAACCAUGGAAAGCAUCACUGCUUGUUUACAUGCACUACAGGCUUUAUUAGAUGUUCCUUGGCCCAGAUCUAAAAUUGGCAGUGAUCAGGACUUAGGAGUUGAGCUGCUGAAUGUACUCCAUCGGGUAAUACUGACUAGAGAGUCACCUUCCAUUCAGCUAGCUUCACUUGAAGUUGUAAGACAGAUUAUCUAUGCAGCCCAAGAACAUGUAAAGGAAAAGAGGAGAAGUGCAGAAGUUGAUGAUGGAGCUGCUGAAAAGGAAACCCUGCCAGAAUUUGGAGAAGGAAAGGAUACAGGAGGAUUGGUACCUGGAAGAUCACUGGUGUUUGCAACAUUGGAGCUGUGUGUGUGCAUUCUGGUCCGGCAGCUCCCAGAGUUAAAUCCUAAACUGACAGGUAGUCCAGGAGUAAAAGCUGCAAAAGUACAGAUUCUGUCAGAAGAUGGAAAUAAGUUGGUUUCAGCAGCAUUAAUUAUCCUUUCUGAACUUCCUGGAGUAUGCUCUCCUGAAGGAAGCAUUUCAGUUCUCCCUACUAUUCUAUACCUUAUAAUUGGGGUUCUUCGAGAAACUGCUGUGAGAUUACCUGGAGGCCAACUCUCUUCUACUGUUGCAGCUGCUCUACAAGCCUUGAAAGGAAUAUUGUCUUCUCCCUUGGCUCGAGCAGAAAAGAGUCACACUGCCUGGACUGACCUUCUUCGAAGUGCUUUAACAACAAUCCUAGACUGCUGGGAGCCAGUAGAUGGAGCAUGUCAAGAACUAGAUGAAAUCAGCCUGCUUACUGCUGUAACAGUAUUUAUCUUGUCUACAAGUCCAGAAGUGACCACCAUCCAGUGCCUGCAAGAGCGUUGUAUAGAGAAAUUUAAAGCUACACUUGAGCUAAAAGACCCAGUAGUACAAAUCAAAUGCUAUCAGCUGCUGCUUUCCAUUUUCCAGUAUCCCAACCCAGCAGUAUCCUACCCUUAUAUUCAUUCAUUAGCAUCACCCAUUGUGAGAAAACUUCAAGAGACAGAUAAAAUAAAACCUGAAGAUGCUGCUGAACUUCAAGCAAUUCAAGAAGGCAUCAAGGUUUUAGAAGCUCUAGUGGCUAUUGCUGAAGAACAGCACCGAGCUCAGCUGAUGGCCGGCAUUCUUCCCAUUCUUAUUUCCUUUCUUCUGGAUGAAAACACUCUAGGCUCAGCAUCCACCACAAUGAGAAGCUUACAUGACUUUGCUUUGCAGAAUCUAAUGCAGAUUGGUCCCCAAUAUUCAUCAGUUUUUAAAAAUCUCAUGGCUUCUUCUCCUGCAAUGAAGGCCCGCCUUGAGGCAGCUAUAAAAGGCAAUCAGGAAAGUAUCAAAAUCAAGACAACCCCAAAACAUAUCAAAAACCCUGGAAAAAAUUCAAGUAUUCAGUUAAAGACCAAUUUUCUUUAA